This is a messenger RNA of Lactuca sativa (garden lettuce), 1355 nucleotides long. RefSeq names its product putative purine permease 10. The record is from RefSeq and is a predicted model, not a curated record. Gene Ontology annotation, cellular component: membrane. Gene Ontology annotation, molecular function: purine nucleoside transmembrane transporter activity. Lineage: Eukaryota; Viridiplantae; Streptophyta; Magnoliopsida; Asterales; Asteraceae.
UGAUAAUUGAAUUGUAAAUAGCGCCCUUAUAAACUCAAUUCUCUUUCCCUUCUCUCCCGCUCUCGCUCUGCCAACAUAUAUCUUAUCUUCGAAUCAAUGAAGGAAGCUGAAGAACUAGUAGGAAAUACAGUUGAAACUCAAUUAGAUGGUGGAGGAGGCUCCUCAAAGAUUAUACAGUACAAGUGGUGGAUACAAAUAACAAUCUUCACUGUGUUUACACUCUCCGGCCAAUCAGUCGGAGCAAUGUUAGGAAGACUUUACUUUACCAAAGGUGGAAACAGUAAAUGGAUGACAACACUUGUUCAAACUGUUGGAUUUCCACUAAUCAUCCCAUUCAUCUUCCUUUUUUCACCUUCAAAAAAUUCAUCGGAGGUCACCAACAAACCCUCUUGGAGCACCCUUGUGAUUCUUUAUACAACUCUCGGCACAUUCGUGGCUGCAGACUGUAUGUUGUAUACUUUUGGACUCAAGUUUCUGCCAGUUUCAACGUACUCAUUGAUAUGUGCGAGCCAACUUGCCUUCAAUGCCUUGUUUUCAUACUUCCUUAAUGGUCAAAAGUUCACUCCUUUCAUAGCUAAUUCGCUUGUUUUGCUUAGUUUUUCGUCUACGCUACUUGUGUUUCAAAGUAAUUAUGAGGAGACUGGGAAAAUAUCAAGAAACAAAUACAUUGUUGGUUUUGUAUGCACAGUCGCUGCUUCUGCAGGGUAUGCAUUAAUGCUUUCUUUAACACAACUUGCAUUUCAAAAGAUUUUGAAAUCUACAAGUUACAAGGUGGUAUUUGAUAUGGCGGUGUACCAAAACAUGAUAGCCACUAUUGGAAUUCUCAUGGGGCUAUUUGCUAGCGGUGAAUGGAAAAAGAUAAAGGAAGAAAUGAUGGGUUUUGAAUCUGGAAGGGUUUCAUACAUAAUGAAUCUUGUAGGGACAACUAUCUCAUGGCAAGUUUUCUCGAUUGGUUGUGUGGGUUUGAUCUUUAAAGUUUCAUCUCUUUUCUCGAAUGUUAUUAGCACUUUUGGUAUCCCAAUUGUGCCAGUUUUGGCAGUAAUGUUUUUCGAUGAAAAGAUGAAUGGGGUGAAGAUGAUUUCCAUGUUGUUAGCAAUAUGGGGGUUUCUCUCUUAUAUCUAUCAACAUUAUCUUGAUGACUUGAAAGAAAAGAAAAGUGUUAAACUUGUAAAUCAUGAUCUUGAAGUUAAUCUUACGGAAAGAAGCAUGAUUAUUCAGUAAAUGGAAUUGUUAGACUUUAUAUUACUUAGAUUUCCAUAAAAUGACAAGACAAGCUAUCAAGCAAAGUAUGUGUAUAAACAAUGCAAAUUUAUUUUUUAUAGGUGAUAUAUAUAUAUAUGAGACCUUAAUAUGUG